This is a messenger RNA of Eimeria maxima, 902 nucleotides long. RefSeq lists its product as hypothetical. NCBI's taxonomy places the organism in Eukaryota, Apicomplexa, Conoidasida, Eucoccidiorida, Eimeriidae. The transcript has a single exon. The annotation marks the transcript as partial. The record is from RefSeq and is a predicted model, not a curated record.
ACAUGGAUGAUUUCAACGAAGCAGCGGACGCUAUGAACAAGGCUUGGGAAGCAUCAGAACCGUCUGUGCGGGAAGCUUUUCAAAUACUCUUCACCCCGUCACUCGAGGACGGUCAACCACUCACAGAAGACCCGUUGGCAAUUAUCAAUAACCAUGUGGCCAAGAUGCGAGAAUUUGGAGUUCUAUCUGAGUCUUCUGUGAAGCGGAGGGGGGACUCUGCACGGCACCUGCAGCUGCUGCGGAGUAUUUGCCGUACAGUCACACUUCGUCUCGAAGAAUUGAAGUGGUUCGUCUACAUGAAUAAGGAGUACGAUGUGCCAGUUCCUGUUCCUGGCCACGACGAGCCUUAUACUUACCCCCCGCUUGAAGUGCUCGAGGAAAGGGUAGAUGACGGCUUGCAGGCGUCUCACUUCUUGAAAUCUGUGGGAUUAUCUGGCGGUGAAGGCACGCAGAAAGUAGAUGAAAUGUUAGCUGACAAGCUAAUAUAUCUGUUGUCUGUUGAGAACAAACAUAACGACUGCAACUUGGUGGCUCGAUACUACUUCGAGCACUUUCUUCAACCCUCUGGACAAGAAGAUACCUUGAAGGCCAUUCCUUCCACUGCCAAACAUCAAAUUCCAUACAGUGGAGAAGCAUUUAGGACUGGAUCUUUUGCACGAGCAGCUGCCCAAAUAUUUGGUGAAUCUGAAGGCAGUACGCAUUAUGCACGGAUACGGAAGAUGCACCGGAUUGCGGAUAACUGGACACCCAAAGGAGUACUGGAGGCUACGAAGCAACAAGAGGAAGAAAAUGCCUACAGAUUAGAACGGGAGAUGCGCAGCAAACGGGAUCAACUUCAGGGAUUUCUCAAGGAUGGCAUACCAUUCGACGAUUUGGUAAUGAGUGCAUUAUGCCUCCUAUAG